CUAAUUAGUAAUUAGUGUAUAAUUAUUUUUUAUAAAGCAAAUUUUUUGGAUAAGUCUCUUCCCAUCCAAUUGUAUCCUAUCCUAUUUCAUCCACAUAUAUACAGAGUCUCUAACAAAUACAGGUUACCAAUUUCUGAAACCCAUCUCAAAUUAAAAUCACCCGAGUACCCAAAAAAAAAAGUGCUUAGUUUUAAAUUUUAAUAUUUGAGUCUUUAAUCUCUUGGUAUCUCUGUUUUAUUUAUAUAUAUUUUUCUUCAGAUUUUUGUUAUUUCCCAUUCAUAUAGCCAAAAAAAAAAAAAAAAAAUCAAAAACCAAAACAGGAAGAAAAGUGAAGGAAAAAUAUUUGGUAUUCACUCUGUUGUUUCCACAGAUAGUAGUUAGAGAUCAUUUUAGUUUCUGCUUUUUGGAGUCAUUUUGCAUCACUCAAAGUACCAAUUGUUCUGUUAACUAUUCCUAAUUCAGGCUAACUCAAGUCACAAGGAAGAGGAGAAGAAAAGAUAAUCAAUGGAAAUUCUAUCUUCUAUUGUUGGAGCAGUAGUACAACAUACUGUUGUGCCUAUUGGACGUCAAGCAAGUUACUUGAUAUUCUACAAAGGCAAUUUCAGUAUGUUAGCAGUUAGUGUUAAAGACCUUGAGGCUGCCAAAGAAAGAAUAACCCAUUCUGUUGAAGAAGAAAGGAGAAACGGUAAAAAGAUUGAAAGAGAUGUGAUGAACUGGUUAGAGAAAGUGGAUGAGGUCAUUGUAAAGGCAAAUCAGCUUGAAAAUGAUCCUCGUCGUGCCAAUGCUAGGUGCUCAGCAUGCCCGUUCCCCAAUUUGAUUUUGCGUCAUCAACUGAGUAGGAAAGCCACAAAAAUUGUAAAAGAUGUUAUUGAAGUUCAAGAAAAAGGGAAGUUUGAUCGAAUUGGUUACCUUCCCAUCUUAGAUGGAGAAGCCUCCUCCUCCUCAACAAGAGGUGGUGAAAAUUAUGAGACAAGGGAAACACUUAAAGAGAACAUUAUGAAGGCUCUAGCACACAAUAAUUCACGCAACAUUGGGGUCUAUGGGCUGGGUGGGAUGGGUAAGACCAGUCUGGUGGAGGAAGUUGCUAAAAUAUCUGAGCAACACAAAUUGUUUGAUAAAGUUGUUACAACGAAUGUAACAAAAGAUCCAGACAUUAAAAGAAUUCAAGGGGAGAUUGCAGAUUUGUUGGGUCUGCGAUUCGAUGAGGAGACUAUUCUUGGCAGAGCACGUCGCCUAAGUCAAAGAAUAAAGAUGGAGAAAAAUAUCCUUAUCGUUCUAGAUGAUAUAUGGACCAUACUUGAUUUGAAGAAAGUCGGAAUUCCAUUUGCUAAUGAACAUAAUGGUUGUAAAUUGUUGAUGACAUCCAGAAAUCAAGAUAUGUUGCUGCAAAUGGAUGUUCCAAAGGAUUUCACUUUCAAACUUGAACUUAUGAGUGAAAAUGAGACAUGGAGCUUGUUUCAAUUAAUGGUUGGGGAUGUGGUUAAAGAUAGAAAUUUGCAAGGUUUAGCAAUUGAAGUUGCCCAAAAAUGUGCAGGUUUGCCUCUUGUGGUAGUGGCGGUAGCUCGAGCAUUGAAAGAUAAGAGGGAUGUUCAAUCUUGGAAAGAUGCAUUAAGGAGAUUACAAAGUGGUCAUCAUACAAUUUUUUCUGCUUUGGAAUUGAGUUACGACUCAUUGGAGAGUGAUGAAAUGAGGGAUGUCUUCUUGCUUUUUGCAUUAUUUCCAAAUGAUAAGGUAGAUUACUUUCUUAUAGUUGCAAUGGGUUUGGAUAUAUUAAAAGAUAUUAAGACUGUGGAUGAUGCUAGAAACAGACUUAAUCCAAUAAUCCAUUCUUUGGAGGCGUCUUGUUUGAUUGAUAUUAAAACAAGUGGAAAAAUCCAAAUGCAUGACUUUGUUCGGGAUUUUGCUAUCUCCAUAGCACGUAGGAAGAAACAUGUAUUUCUAAGAAAACAAUCAGAUGAGGAAUACCCAACCAUGGAUUUUUUAACAAGGUGCACGCAGGUCGUUAUAGAUAGUUGUGUGCUCGAGCUUCCUCAAAUGAUUGACUGUCCAAACAUUAAGUUUUUCUGUUUGAUUAGUAAGAAGAACCAUUCUUUAGAAGUUCCUGAUGAUUAUUUUGAGGGUAUGGGAAGCCUUAGAGUCCUAGAUUUAACAUUGUUGAACUUGUCUUCAUUACCCACUUCAUUUCGGUUCCUAACCAACCUUCAAACACUGUGUCUGAAUUAUUGUAUUUUGGAAAAUAUGGUUGAGAUAGGAGCUUUGCAAAAUUUAGUUAUUCUUUGCCUUGAGGGUUCUUCAAUGACCAUGUUGCCAAGAGAAAUACGACAAUUGACUCAAUUGAGAAUGCUUGAUUUGAGAAAUUCAGGAAUAGAAGUAAUCCCACCCAACAUUAUAUCAAGCUUGACCAAACUGGAGGAGUUGUACAUGGGCAAUACCUUUGUUAAUUGGGGAGAUGCGAGUUCAACGGCUCAAAACAAAAAUGCUAGCAUUUCUGAGCUUCAAAAACUACCCAAGUUGACAACUCUAGAAUUACAAAUUCGCGAGACUUGGAUGUUGCCAAGGGAUUUGCAGACGGUGUUCGAGAAGUUGGAAAGAUAUAAAAUAAUUAUUGGUGAUGUAUGGGAAUGGUCUGACAUUGUGGAUGAAACCUCAAAAACAUUGAUGCUCAAACUUGGUACUAACAUACAUUUGGAGCACGGAAUUAAAGCAUUGAUUAAAGGUGUUGAGAAUUUGUACUUGGAUGAUGUAGAUGGAAUUCAAAAUGUGGUUUAUCAAUUAAAUGGAGAAGGAUUUCCGUUGCUGAAACAUCUCCACGUCCAAAAUAAUGCAAACAUGAAGCAUAUUGUUGACUCUCAAGAGAGGAAUCAAAUCCAUGCGUCCUUUCCCAUCUUGGAAACACUAGUACUUCAUAAUCUUAAAAACUUGGAGCAUAUAUGUCUUAAUCCACUUUCAAUUACUUGUUUUGGAAGUCUUAGUGUUAUCAAAGUCAAAAAUUGUGUGCAAUUGAAAUAUCUUUUCUCCUUUACAUUGAUUAAAGAACUUUCCCAACUUUCUAAGAUUGAAGUUUGUCAGUGCAAUUCUAUGAAAGAGAUAGUGCUCGGAGACAACAGUUCAAGUGCAUCAACAAUUUUUCGAUUUCGUUCUUUGACUUUAGAAUAUUUGGAGACACUUCAGAAUUUCUUCUCCAGAAGUGAGCAAAAAGAUCAAGGGUUAGAGCCUUCUGUUUCAACACCAUUGUUCAAUGAUCAGGUUGCAUUUCCAGAUUUGGAUUUCCUUAAAUUGAGUUUUCUCAAUUCGAAUAAAAUUUGGAAUGACAAUCAUCGGUCUAUGUGCAACUUAACGAGCUUGAUUGUGGAGAGUUGUGGUGGAUUGAAGUACUUAUUCUCGUCUAUUAUGGUUAAAAGUUUUGAGAACCUCAAACAACUUGAAAUAAGUAAUUGUCCUUUGAUGGAGGAUAUAAUAGCCAAAAAAGAAAGAAACAAUAAAAUGGAAGAGGUUCAUUUUUCUAAAUUAGAGAAAAUCACAUUGAAAGACAUGGACAACUUGAACACAAUAUGGCACCGCGAAUUUGUAACAGUGAAGAUGUUGCAAGUGAGCAAUUGUAAGAAAAUUGUUGUUGUUUUUCCUUCUUCAAUGCAAAAAACAUAUGAUAAGUUAGAGAUGUUGGAGGUUACAGAUUGUGCUUUGGUAGAAGAGAUAUUUGAAUUGAGUUUCAAUGAAAAUAGCAGUGCAGAGAAUACAACACAUUUGAAAGUUGUUAUAGAUGGAUUGCCAAAACUGAAAAAUAUAUGGAGUGGGGAUCUUCGCAGAAUUCUUAGUUUUCAAACUCUUAUUUUUGUAAAACUUAGAAACUGUGAAAGCUUGGAGUAUCUAUUACCACUUCCUAUAGCCACUCGUUGUUCACAUCUCCAAGAACUUCAUAUAGACAGUUGUGAAAAUAUGAAGGAAAUUGUUGCAGAGGAGAAUGAAUCUAGUGUGAGUGCAGCUCCCACAUUUGAGUUUAAUCAACUAACUAGUUUAUCACUUUUGUACUUAGAUAAACUCAAGGGUUUCUAUGCUAAAAAGCAUACUCUAACAUGUCCAUCUUUGAAGGAAAUUGAUGUUUUCGAUUGUGCAAAGUUGAAUUUGUUCAGAACUCUAUCCACAAGAAGCUCCAAUUUUCAAGAUUACAAACUCUCCGUUUUAAGCCAACAACCACUUUUCAUUGUCGAAGAGGUUAUUCCAAAUUUGAAGGUGUUGAAAAUAAAUCACAAAGAAGCUAACGUGAUAUUGCAAGCCCAAAACUCAAGUGCCCUGUUCACCAAAAUGACAUUUCUUUGUUUGUUCCAUUAUAUUAUUGAAGAUGCUACAUUUCCUUAUUGGUUUCUUCAAAAUGUGCACACUCUUGAGGAACUAUAUGUUGAAUGGAGUUGCUUCAAGAAAAUAUUUCAAGAUGAAGGACAAAUAAGUGAGAAGAAGACUUACCCACAGCUCAAAAUGCUCACAUUGAAUGGAUUACAUAAACUUCAACAUAUAUGUGAGGAAGGCUUCCAAAUUGACCCAGUUCUUGAGCUCCUUGAAUACUUAGGUGUUAAGUUUUGUUCCAGUUUGUUAAGUUUAUUGCCUUCCUCUGUCACCCUUCAUCAUCUUGAAUAUAUGGUGAUAAAAGGUUGCAAUGGGUUAAGAAAAUUAAUUACAUCAUCUACGGCACAAAGUUUGCACAAGCUCACCUCGCUGAAGGUAGAAGACUGUAAUUCACUUGAAGAAAUAAUUACUGGAGAGGAAAAUGUUGGCAUUGCAUUUAUUAGUUUAGAAUUAUUGUUGUUGGAUUGUUUGCCAAGCCUCUACAAAUUUUGUUCUAGUAAGUGCUUCUUGAAGUUUCCAAUGUUGAAGGAAGUAAUUGUGACGGAAUGUCCUCGCAUGAAGAUUUUUUCAGAGGGAAACACAAGUACACCAAAUCUUCGAAAAGUUAAAAUUGCAGAAAAUGAUGAAUGGCUUUGGAAGGGAAACCUAAAUGAUACAAUAACCAACAUGUUUGCACACAAGGUUGCAUUUCGUAAAUUUAAGUGUUUAGCCUUAUCUGACUACCCGGAGCUAAAAGAUUUGUGGUAUGGCCAACUUAAUCACAAUGUGUUUUGCAAUCUCAAGUCCCUAGAAGUGCAAAAAUGUGAUUUUUUAUCACAUAUACUUUUACCAUCAAAUAUAAUACAAGCGCUGCAUGGAUUGGAAGAUUUAAAAGUAACAGACUGUGACUCGUUAGAAGCAGUGUUUGAUGUGAAAGGUAUGAAGUCUAGAGAAAUAUUGAUAAAACAAAGCACUCAGUUGAAAAGUUUGACUUUAUUUAGUUUGCCAAAAUUGAAGCAAAUAUGGAAUGAAGAUCCUCAUGAAAUUAUCAGCUUUGGAAACUUAUGCAAGGUGGAUGUUACUAUGUGCCAAAGCUUGCUAUAUAUCUUUCCAUUGUCACUAUGCCAAGAUCUUGGAUAUCUUGAAAUGCUUAAGAUAGACUCUUGCGGAGUUGAGGAAAUUGUAGAAAUGGAAGAAGGAUCAAUGGAAAUCAAUUUUAAUUUUCCCCAACUGAAUACAUUGGCACUAGGUUUCUUGACAAAUCUCAAGAACUUCUAUCGAGGAAAACAUGCUUUAGCGUGCCCUUCCUUGAAGAUUUUUAAUGUAUACUGUUGUGAAACAUUUAAAAUGUUUUCAUUCAACCAUUUAGACUUCCUACAGCCUAACGCAGCAGGCGGAAAUCCCAUCAUACCUCAACAAGCUCUAUUUUCUAUUGAAAAGUUGAGUCCCAACCUGGAGGAAUUGGCAAUAAAUGGCCCGGAUGUGAUGGAGAUAUUGAAUCAAGAAAAUGUCUUUCAUAAAGUUGAAUUUCUUCGUUUGCAAUGCUUCGAAGAAACUCCAACUAUUUUUCUGAAUGAUAUCCAUACAUCAUUUCCUAAUCUUAAAACAUUUCAAGUGCGUAAUAGUUCUUUUGAAACAUUGUUCCCUAGUAAUGGUCAUCUCAGCACGCAGAUCUCAGAUCAAAUAAGUUUCUUGAUGCUUUAUGAAUUGGAAAAUCUCAAGCACAUCUGGCAGGAAGACUUGGUACCAUCAUCAUCAACAUGUUUCACAAAUUUAACAUUUUUGAAAGUGGACAAUUGCAAAGAGCUUACUUAUCUAAUAACAUCCUCAACAGCUAAAAGUCUUGUACAACUCACAACAUUAAAAAUAAUGAAUUGUGAGAAGAUGUUGGAUGUUGUGAAACAGAUUGAUGAAGAAAAAGCAGAGGAAAACAUCAUAUUUGAAAACUUGGAAUACUUGGAAUUGUCUUCUUUGCCAAGUUUUAGAAGCUUCUGUUAUGGGAAACAAACAUUCAUAUUCCCAUCUUUCAUAUAUUUCAUUGUUAAAGGGUGCCCUCGAAUGAAGAUAUUCUCAUCAGGAGUCACAGUAGCACCAUACCUGACAAAAAUUGAAUUGGAGGAAGGAGAGAUGAGAUGGAAAGGUGAUCUUAAUACAACCAUUGAACAAUUGUUCAUAGAAAAGGAAGUCCCACAUUCUAAUGUUGAAUGAAUGAUAUAUCAUAGCAUUUGCAAGGGAAGGUAAUCAGUGCAGUGACAGGAUUGCUUCUCUCUGACUUCAUGGUUCUAGUUUCACUUGGUGGGAUCAUGUUCUUUAUGAUGUCUCUGAAGCUUAUCAUUGUAGUAGGCUUGAUCUUUCUGAAUUUAGAUUUAAAUAAUACUUUGUUCUUGUAUUCAAACUGCACUCUUUUUCCCUUCAUCAAGGUUUUAUCCCACUGGGUUUUCCUUGCUAAGGUUUUUAAUGAGGCAGUUGACCAACUUAUUUGGCUUGCACUAUUGUUACCUUGGGUUUUGGUCUAGUCCCCCCAAACUUUUUUAUUUUAUUUUUAAUAAUAUUUGGUUAGAGUUGGGCAUUUUGGUUGGGAGUGCAGGGGUGUCAACAUAGUUGAGAUGUCUGUACCUUUAUCCUUGCUUCUCUUUAGCCUUUUCACUUUA
Molecule: messenger RNA, 6971 nt
Organism: Trifolium pratense (red clover)
Lineage: Eukaryota; Viridiplantae; Streptophyta; Magnoliopsida; Fabales; Fabaceae
Exons: 11
Coding region: 505-6528 (2007 amino acids)
Molecular function (GO): ADP binding; ATP hydrolysis activity
Source: RefSeq, a predicted model, not a curated record